CCACGGCCAACAUCUCGGAUGAACAACCGAGCGGACGGAAUGCCAACGACGGGUGGAGACCAUUGAUGGGUGAAGGAUGAUUGCAGAUGCGGAGGCCAAGGGAGAGGGAAAGGCACGAAGGGGGAAGAGAUAGACCGAGAGAAACGUUGUAGACGUCGUUGUAUUGCAGUUUGGAUUGAUUGACGGAUUGCAAAAGCCACUGGCUUGGGACAGACACGGGAAGGGUUACACAUCUCAACUUGAGCAACACUGAUGCCGAAGUGCAAUCAUCUUGAGUGUCAACAUGUUUUGGUGCAGAAGAAAAAUCCGCCUCACCGCCUCCGGGAUUUGAUGACCUCGACUGGUCGGUCGAAAUCCACCGUCGGAGCCGUCGGACCGUCAGGCGGCGCGAGAGAUGGGUGCACCUGUGAAGUUUGGUGUGACCGAGCCGAUUUCCUUGGGGAUGCCCACCCAGGCAGAGCGAGCAUUGGAUGAGCAGCUGCACGAGGAGAUGCGCCGCGAUGCACCUUUAGAGACAGAGGAAAAGAUGCGCUUCCGGGCUGAAGUCUUGAUGGAGCUGAGACGGAUCACUCAACAAUGGGUUCAGGAGGCUUGCAUAGCACAGGGAGAUGAAGACUUGGCGUCUCGAGCCGGGUCGAAGAUUUUUACCUUUGGCUCUUACAGGCUUGGUCUCAUUAGCCCUGGCUCUGACAUCGAUGUCCUUUGUGUCGCGCCCAAAAACAUCACUCGAGACUCUUUCUUCCAGGUGUUAGUGCCAAAGUUGCAGGAGCAUCCAGAUGUUACAGAUGUGACACCUGUGCCAGAUGCCUACACACCUAUCAUUAAGUUGAAGCUCUCGACCAUCGAAAUAGACCUCCUCUUCGCGCGGCUGUCAUCCAUGUCAGAGAUUCCAGAAAACUUGGAAUCCUUGAAUGAUGACAAUUUGCUCAAGAACCUGGACGACAAAACUGUCCGGAGCAUGAACGGGUGCCGUGUGGCCGACCACAUCUUGUCGUUGGUGCCGGAUGCGGAGAGGUUCCGAGACACCUUGCGCUUGAUCAAGCUUUGGGCAAAGCACCGAGGCGUUUAUUCCAAUGUGCUGGGCUUCUUUGGCGGGAUCUCCUGGGCGAUUCUGGUGGCACGGCUCUGUCAGUUGUAUCCUUACUUCAACACGGCCACGCUCGUGAAGCGAUUCUUUAAGCUCUACGAGCGGUGGGACUGGAACAAUCCUGUGGUAUUGACCCACAUCCAGGAGAAGCUGAACACUCCCGGGCUCAUGAUGUUCAAAAUCUGGAAUCCAAAGGUGAAUCCCCAGGAUCGUAUGCAUUUGAUGCCCAUCAUCACGCCGGCGUUCCCGUGCAUGAAUUCCACGCACAAUGUGUCUGAAACGACCAAAAGAAUUAUCCUGGCCGAAAUAACCAGGGCCAACAAAGUCUUGGAGCAGGUGGAGCAAGGCAAAUGCAAAUGGGCAGAAGUCUAUAGGCCGUUGCCUUUCUUCACGCAGCACAAGUUCUAUAUCCAAAUUGAGGUCUUGGCUGCAACACCUCAGGUCUUUACUAAAUGGCUCGGCUGGAUUGAGUCCAAGUUGCGCCAGCUGGUGAAGCACCUGGAGCAAAUUCCGUCAGUGGCUGUCCGGCCUUGGCCCAAUCACUUGGCCUUCCAGGAUCCUGAAUGGAAGCAUGCAGUCUCCGUCUUCAUGGGCUUGACGGUGGAGAAAGCACCGGGGCAACAAAGCCAUUCAGUGGACCUGCGAAGGACAGUGGUUCGCUUUGUGGAAAUCAUCAACAGCUGGCCGGACAUGUCGCAGCACACUGGCCAGUGUGAGAUGAGAGUCCGAGACGUGAAGCGACGAGAGCUGCCGAGCUACGCUGUGCCGGAGAGAGAGGAUGCCAAGAAAAAGCCGAAGGGACUGCUUCGAGCGUACACGGAUGACGUGCCUGGUGAGGAAGCGGUCCCAACCAGGGAAGUGGCUCCAGAAGUGGUUCUGGACAUUCCGCCUGAGUCAAGGCCAGUGCAAAGUGAAGGCCAGACAAAGCGAAAGCUGGAACCUUUGCCAAAAGCUUUGCGGGGCACCUCAGUCAACGGACGGACUCGGACAGUCGAUCAACGGUCAGUGAGAAACAGCCGGGAAACCCAUGUUGAGCCGGUGAUGUUGUGUGGCGUCGUCUUUUUCUUUCACGAGCCACGUGUCGAUGUUCUCGGCGUUUGCACGAAGAAGCUGCAGGGACCCUCCCAGGGAGGGGCUCAAAGUGUACUGGGCUCAGAAGGAUGUGGUGUUUUCCACAUCAUUCUUGGUGAAGCGUUCAUCCACCAAACUUGACAUCAUCGAACCUGUGCAGUUGGUUCUAUAGAUAGGAAGAAUUGCC
Molecule: messenger RNA, 2345 nt
Organism: Durusdinium trenchii
Lineage: Eukaryota; Dinophyceae; Suessiales; Symbiodiniaceae
Source: the annotation of a GenBank genome assembly